This is a messenger RNA of Dermacentor andersoni, 1454 nucleotides long. Its product is annotated as exonuclease V-like. The record is from RefSeq and is a predicted model, not a curated record. NCBI's taxonomy places the organism in Eukaryota, Metazoa, Arthropoda, Arachnida, Ixodida, Ixodidae. Gene Ontology annotation, molecular function: single-stranded DNA 5'-3' DNA exonuclease activity. Gene Ontology annotation, cellular component: nucleus. Gene Ontology annotation, biological process: interstrand cross-link repair.
AUGAGCACAACAAGUUCUGACUUGUGCGAGCUUGUGCGCGCGCUACAUGACGCGAGUUUGCGUUUGUGGGAGUGUGCCGGAAGGCCACAAGAAAGCUUUUUGCCUUAUGUUUUACCGAAGUGUAUGUGGAUGUUAUUAGUGGUAACAUGUUCCAUGAUAACAGUUGAUCUGGCUGUUACAGUGCGUUCUGACAACCGCUGAAAACAUAGUAAUGGAUGACAACAGUGCUUGGGACGACCCUGAAGGUGACGAUCUCAUAGCGAAACUUCGAUGUGACUGUGUCGCCGAUUCAAGACCUCCUCUACAGAAGUAUCGGAAUGGUCGGAUUUACGUGUCUGAUUUGUCUAGUCAAAUGUACUGUGAGCAGAAAUUGCUGUAUACGCUCAUCGGAGUUCCUCGUCUGAAGGAAAUGGGCUACGAAGUUGAAGAAGGCGAGAGUCCACAAGUCACUCGUGGUUCGGAUAUCCACAUGGCGAGGCAGCUCGAAGUUCAAGAUGUGAUUGCUGUGGACACAGAGACACGGGAGGAUAAUAUUGCGGUCCUGUUUAUGAAUCUGUUGCAUUCUAUUCGCUCUCUGUUGAGUGGUGAACCUAUUGCCAGAGAAGUGCCUGUGUUUGGAAGAGCCUUUGGCGGCGACAUUUUCGUCAACGGAGUUGUGGAUGAAAUGCGUUGCGACUCAGAUACGCUUCAAAUCGACAUCGUUGAACUGAAAACGACAAUGGGCACUAGGCUGCCAAACACAUCGGUGCGCCACUCGCACCGGUUACAAGUCAUGCUGUAUCAUCAUCUGCUGAGCAACCUUAUUCAGGGCAACGUGGACAUAAAAGAUAUUGAAAAAGGAUUCCGAGUAAAUCUGGAUGUGGAGUUGAGCUCUGUUGUGCUUGAGCUGUUGUCACGGGAUGAGCGGCAUUUGAACUCCCUGCGUCAUCUGGUACCGUUCGUAUUAAGUGCGGUUCAAGCGUUGCCUCUUCCCAGUCAAUUGCUUGUGGAGUAUUUCAGCCAGAAAACCAACACCACGCUGUGUUUUGAAGGUGUUGAUUAUGAUGAAAAGUGGUUGAUGGACACUCUUCAGCAGAUGUUUCCAUUCUGGACUGGUGAGAGGCCUGCGGAAGGAAUUCAAGACAUCGAAGAUGCAUGGAAAUGUAAUUGUUGCCCGUUUCAAAAUAUGUGUGAAUGGCGUCAGGCCAAAGAGGCGGAAUGCAUUAGGCGCAACUCAGGCUGCUUUGUACAAACAAAAUGAAACAUGCAAUAGCAGCUUUUAACUUGUUACAGCAGUAGUGACCUACUACAGCUGAAUGUUGAUCUUUCUUCUUUUGUUACUGCUUAUUUGUACCAUCAUAUUCCUCAUUCAUGAAUUCCAUCAAAUGUAUUUUUAUCAGAAGUCAUUUAUGGCGAAAUAGUGGAAUUAAAUGUGAUGUAAUUUUGUGGAACAAAUAAAUGCAAAUUAAUUAAUA